AUGCAGCAACGACCUGGAAUUCCUGACAGAGGCAGCAGCGAUCGAGAAGAUGCUGGAAAUCCGUACGAGGCAGUAGAACCGCCAAAUUCCUACGACGACCUACAGGAGGUUCAGGCGCUGCAAUAUGAUGACCAGCGUGACACCAUCAGACCCAUCGUGCGGGAGGUUCUGCGGGGUUCUCUAGCGGAAAUCGAGGAAGCUUUACAAGCGGCCUUGGACGAGACGGAGGCCUACCUCGCGGACACGGGUCUCAAGCUGUCUCUGAGCAUCCAGCCAUGCCCAAAGCCAAAAGACAGACGUCUCAACGACCUUCCAGCCCUGUCCAAAGCGCUCAAAGAACAAUCUGCGGGAAUCGGAGGCAAGAUUCCGCCGCAUCGACCGGAGACAAAGGGCGAAAAACAGUACGCCUGCGACGUGUGCGACAGGAAAUUCACACAGAAGCGUGACCUCGUGAUCCACAGUCGCGGGCACACGGGCGAGAAGCCCUUCGAGUGUUCGUUAUGCCCGGCUACGUUCGCCAGCAGCCAGUAUCGGAAAAAGCACAUGUUGACUCACACCGGCGACCGACUGCACGAGUGCAGCGUCUGCGGACGGAGAUUGGCCACGGAAACUAUCCUCGCGCGCCACGCCCUGACUCAUUCGGGCAAGAAGGCGUUCGCCUGCCACGUGUGCGGCCGAAAAUUUUCCCGGACAGACGCACUGAGGGUGCAUGCCCGCACGCACACCGGGGAGAAGCUGUACACCUGCCACCUGUGCCCCGCUUCGUUCGCGCACUUAGUCACGCUGAAAAACCACGUCGCAAGCCACACCGUCCGUGCACAAGUACAGACCAGGGUGGCCAAGCGCAAGCAGCAACUGCGCACCGAGGACCCGGCACCUUGCGAAGCCAUUCUAAAUCGCCAAGGGGAACGCAAGCGCCACUGCGGGGCGGAUGCCGCUAACCACGACGCCGAGCCACGGCCGGACUGGAAAGUCGGGCGAGAUUUCCGUCUCACGGCCUUCGCUGUCGAGUUGAAAGCUAUGGCGACGUAUCUCCGCGCUUAG
This is a messenger RNA of Rhipicephalus sanguineus (brown dog tick), 1044 nucleotides long. RefSeq names its product zinc finger protein 771-like. Gene Ontology annotation, molecular function: RNA polymerase II cis-regulatory region sequence-specific DNA binding; DNA-binding transcription factor activity. The transcript has 6 exons. NCBI's taxonomy places the organism in Eukaryota, Metazoa, Arthropoda, Arachnida, Ixodida, Ixodidae. The coding region runs from base 1 to 1044 and encodes 347 amino acids. Gene Ontology annotation, biological process: regulation of transcription by RNA polymerase II. The record is from RefSeq and is a predicted model, not a curated record.